AUGCUAAAGGUGCACACGGUACAUUGGAAACUGUCGACUGAUGAUGCUGACGAGUACUUGUUCACAGAUCGUUUCGCGGCGACUGAACGUGCUGUAAAGGCUAACGUCGUCCCCAAGAAGGGAAUUGAGUUGUACUCGGGACAGUACUACACUGCUUGUAUGGUCGGUGGUAUCCUCGCCUGUGGUACCACGCACACCUUAGUCACGCCCUUGGAUCUCGUCAAAUGUCGUCGUCAGGUCGACGCCUCCCUCUACAAAUCCAACAUGGAAGCCUGGCGCAACAUUUACCGCGCCGAAGGCAUGCGUGGAAUCUUCACCGGCUACCAACCCACCUUCAUAGGGUACUCCUUCCAAGGAGCCGGUAAAUACGGGUUCUAUGAGCUCUUUAAGAAGACGUACGCCGAUGCCCUCGGUCCUGAUUCUGCGGUUAAGUAUCGUACGUUUGUCUACCUUGCUGCUUCGGCGAGUGCGGAGGUUAUUGCGGAUGUGUUGUUGUGUCCGUGGGAGGCCAUUAAGGUUAGGAUGCAGACUAGUAUUCCGCCGUUUGCUAGGACGACGAGGGAGGGUUGGGGAAAGAUCACGGGUGCGGAGGGGCUUGGUGGACUCUAUAAGGGUCUUUCCCCGCUCUGGGCUCGUCAAAUCCCGUACACCAUGAUGAAAUUCGCGUCCUUCGAGCGUACGGUUGAGGCCAUAUACAACCGACUCCCGAAGAAGAAGUCAGAGUACUCCAAGCUCACUCAAACGGGUGUCUCUUUCCUCGGCGGUUACAUCGCCGGUAUCCUCUGUGCACUCAUCUCCCACCCUGCCGACGUCAUGGUGUCCAAGAUGAACGCAAACAAGAACGCAUCUGAGGGCGCUGGUGCGGCGAUCAAGAGGAUUUAUGGCGAGAUCGGGUUUGGGGGGUUGUGGAAUGGACUUCCUGUCAGGAUCUUGAUGAUUGGAACUUUGACGGGGUUGCAGUGGUUGAUUUAUGAUUCGUUCAAGGUUGCGUUGGGGUUGCCGACUACGGGAAGUACGGAGGAGAAGGAGACGCCCGGGGAGCCUAACAAGUAA
Saitoella complicata NRRL Y-17804 is the source of this 1053-nucleotide messenger RNA. RefSeq names its product mitochondrial carrier. Gene Ontology annotation, molecular function: phosphate transmembrane transporter activity. Gene Ontology annotation, cellular component: mitochondrial inner membrane. Gene Ontology annotation, biological process: mitochondrial phosphate ion transmembrane transport. The record is from RefSeq and is a predicted model, not a curated record. NCBI's taxonomy places the organism in Eukaryota, Fungi, Ascomycota, Saitoellomycetes, Saitoellales, Saitoellaceae. Bases 1 to 1053 code for a protein of 350 amino acids. The transcript is spliced from 2 exons.